CUUCUUUUUGUUUUUGUUUCAUAUAUUCAUAUGGAACCAAUUAGAGAAAGUGAUGAAGAGCACAACUCCAACAUUAAUAAUUCAUCACAAAACUCAACAAAAUCAUUUGGAAAAAAGUGUAGUCAUAUAGCAAAGAAGCAAAGGGCUAAGUUUUAUAUUGUAAGAAGAUGCAUUGCUAUGCUUGUGUGUUGGCAUGAGAGGAAAGAAUGAAUGUUUGAAGAUAUGAAGAUUUGAAGAUUUGUAUAGAAGGUGUACUUAGAGAUAUCAUUAUUUAAGAGUAUGUUGAUAUAUAUUAUUUAUCCUCAAAAAAGUUGGAACUUAUAGCUCAUUCUUUUUAAAAAAAAAAAAUUGUAUUUCUAAUUUGCUUGAUUAUAUUGAUAUUGAAGCCUUCUUGGUUUUUACUUUA
This is a messenger RNA of Solanum tuberosum (potato), 406 nucleotides long. RefSeq lists its product as uncharacterized. Gene Ontology annotation, biological process: negative regulation of cell population proliferation. Bases 31 to 210 code for a protein of 59 amino acids. The transcript has a single exon. The record is from RefSeq and is a predicted model, not a curated record. NCBI's taxonomy places the organism in Eukaryota, Viridiplantae, Streptophyta, Magnoliopsida, Solanales, Solanaceae.